This is a messenger RNA of Arabidopsis arenosa, 1077 nucleotides long. The record is from the annotation of a GenBank genome assembly. Lineage: Eukaryota; Viridiplantae; Streptophyta; Magnoliopsida; Brassicales; Brassicaceae.
CUCAUUCUUUUCUCAACAGACGAGAUAAAUCUCCGUCGUGAAAAUGCAGAGAUCAACUACGCUCAAACGACAAUUGAGUAGUCCGGAGCUUGAGCCUGCCAAGGACAUGCGUUCGACGUUGAUUCUGCAGCCAAAAGCCGGAUCUCCAUUGCUGAUACUGUCUACAGAAAAAGAUGGUUGUCGUCUGUGCAAUCCAGCCGAUGAAAGGGUGGUUUACGAGACGAAGAGUGACCUUUCAGGGCAUCGAUUCCUGGGAAGCUCCGGCGACAACAAGGAAGACUACGUUGUUGUGUGGCAUUUUGAAAUGAACGAGUUUCUAGGGUUUUGCAAGAAAGGGGAUGAUCAUUACCGCGAGAUCUCAACAAUGACCGGUGUUGUUCGCAGGGAGUUACACGGUGUAAAAGAUAUGGUACUUAAAGGUUACAGUCUUUACGUCCUUGCCAUCCGUGACUUCAUUCGACACUUGGAUUUGUCGGGACAUGGUGAAGAUGGUAUCAAGGAUGUGUCCGAGAACCAUAAGCUUCCAAUGUGGAAGCCAGGUAUGAGUAGGGAUGAACAUGAAAGAGUCAACAUAUAUAAGAUCACCUCAUCUAGUGAAAGCAUUGCUGUUACAAGAUCAGGUCAGGUUUUGGUUGUCUAUUCUUACGAGUUAGGUAACUCUCAAAGGCAUAGGAUGUUCCACGUGUACAAGAGAGAUCCUAAAGAUCUUGACCCGACUACCUACUUAACCCAUCUUCUUGAGGUACAUUCUCUAGGUGAUGAGGCCCUCUUUCUCGAUUUGGGAACCACCGUGCCUGCUGACCAUACCCUUGGUAUUGAGCCUAACUCCAUCUAUUUCACCCGUGGUGAUCGUAUCCGUCACAGGAAUCCUUCACGCCCCGACAUCUGUGUCUUCAGUCUUACAACAAAGACCAUCAAACGCUUCCCCACUCUCUCCAGCUUUAACGUCAAGGAUGCUCAGUGGUUUCUUCCCUCUUGAAUCUCGCCUUCCUCAUGGUUUCUCCCUCGGCCUUGCUCUGUUUAAUGUUUAUUGUCAUUUUGUAAACAGAUUUCAAACAAUAAGAAGUUAAUAGUUCA